CGGCCCCGCCCAACGGUGGAGUAAGAGGGUGGGCGGUGGCGUGGGGCCGCGCGCUAGGGUGGCGGUACCUGAGGCCCGAGCCCAGGGGCCGGUGGUGUCGCCGCUGCUCCGGAAAGGGCAGGGAGUGAAACUAUGUAGCCUUUUAAGAUCUCGCUUUGCCCCAUCUGAAGUCCAUAUGGCUCUUUAUGAUGAGGAUCUCCUGAAAAACCCUUUCUACCUGGCCCUUCAAAAGUGGCGUCCUGACUUGUGCAACAAGGUGGCCCAACUUCAUGGCAUUGUCUUAGUACCCUGCAAAGGAAGCCUAACAAGCAAUGUUCAGUCUACUUGUCAGUUUGAGUCCUAUAUUUUGAAACCAGUGGAAGAACACUUUCAGACCUUAAAUGGAAAGGAUGUCUUUAUACAAGGAAACAGGAUUAAAUUAGGAACUGGUUUCGCCUGUCUUCUCUCAGUGCCCAUUCUCUUUGAAGAAACUUUCUACAAUGAAAAAGAAGAAAGUUUCAGCCUGCUGUGUAUAGCCCAUCCUUUGGAGAAGAGAGAGAGUUCAGAAGAGCCUUCAACACCCUCCGAUACCUUUUCCUUGAAAACCAUCGAAGAUGUGAGAGAGUUUUUGGGAAGACACUCGGAGAGAUUUGACAAGAACAUUGCCUCUUUCCAGCGAACAUUCAGGGAAUGUGAAAGGAAGAGCCUCCGUCAUCACAUAGACGCGGUGAAUGCGCUCUACACCAAAUGCCUCCAGCACCUUCUGAGGGACUCUCACCUGAAGAUGCUUGCUAGGCAUGAGGCUCAGAUGAACCUGAUGAAGCAGGCAGUAGAGAUGUACAUCCAACACGAUAUUUAUGAUCUGAUCUUUAAAUAUGUGGGGACGAUGGAGGCAAGUGAGGAUGCUGCCUUUAACAAAAUCACAAGAAGCCUUCAAGAUCUUCAGCAGAAAGAUAUUGGUGUGAAACCUGAGUUCAGCUUCAACAUACCUCGUGCAAAGAGAGAACUGGCCCAGCUGAACAAAUGUACCUCCCCACAGCAGAAGUUGGUUUGUUUGCGAAAGGUGGUGCAGCUAAUUACACAGUCUCCUAGCCAGAGAGUUAACUUGGAGACUAUGUGUGCUGAUGAUCUGCUAUCGGUCCUGUUAUACUUGCUUGUGAAAACAGAGAUUCCUAAUUGGAUGGCAAAUUUAAGUUAUAUCAAAAACUUUAGAUUUAGCAACUCGACAAAAGAUGAAUUGGGAUACUGCCUGACCUCAAUUGAAGCUGCAAUUGAAUAUAUUCGGCAAGGAAGCCUCUCUGUUAAACCGCUGGAGUCCGAGGGAUUUGGUGACAGACUGUUCCUUAAGCAGAGAAUGAGCUUACUCUCUCAGAUGACUUCAACUCCCAUUGACUGCCUGUUUAAGCACAUUGCUUCAGGUAACCAAAAAGAAGUGGAAAGACUUCUGAGCCAAGAAGACCAAGAAAAAGAUGCCAUCCAAAAGAUGUGCCACCCCCUGUGCUUCUGUGAUGACUGUGAGAAACUGGUCUCUGGGAGGCUGAAUGAUCCUUCAGUCGUCACUCCAUUCUCCAGAGAUGACAGGGGUCAUACACCACUCCAUGUGGCUGCCCUCUGUGGGCAGGCAUCCCUUAUUGACUUCCUGGUUUCCAGAGGCGCUGUGGUGAAUGCCAUGGACUAUCACGGGUCAACUCCACUUCAUCUUGCAUGUCAGAAGGGCUAUCAGAGCGUGACGCUGCUGCUGUUGCACUACAAGGCCAGCACUGAUGUGCAAGACAAUAACGGCAACACCGCCCUCCACCUGGCCUGCACUCACGGCCACGAAGACUGUGUGAAGGCUUUGGUCUACUAUGAUGUGCAAUCAUGCAAACUAGAUAUUGGUAAUGAGAAAGGAGACACCCCCCUACACAUAGCUGCACGCUGGGGUUACCAGGGCAUCAUAGAGACAUUGCUACAAAAUGGAGCAUCCACAGAGAUCCAGAACAGAAUGAAAGAAACGCCCCUCAAGUGUGCAUUAAACCCAAAGAUUCUGUCUAUAAUGGAAGCCCGUCCCAUGUCCUUUGAAAGGAGACAACAGUCUUCAGUGGUCCCUGUGCCACCCCCUCAACACUUCAUGGAUUCCAUCAGUCAGAGGUCCUCUGCCUCCAGCUCUUCCUCUGUGUCUGUCAGCUCCAGACAAAGGGAACCCAAGAAAGACUACAGAGAGGUAGAAAAGCUUUUGAGAGCAGUUGCUGAUGGAGAUUUAGAAAUGGUGCGUUACCUUUUGGAGUGGACAGAGGAGGACCUGGAGGAUGCGGAGGAUGCUGUCAGUGCUGCAGACCUUGAAUUUUGUCACCCCUUGUGCCAAUGCCCAAAAUGUGCUCCAGCUCAAAAGAAGCUGGCAAAGAUUCCCGCCAGUGGGCUCGGUGUGAAUGUGACCCACCAGGACGGCUCCUCCCCACUGCACAUUGCUGCCCUGCAUGGCCGGGCGGACCUCAUCCCCCUCCUUCUGAAGCAUGGUGCCAACGUGGGUGCCAGGAACGCCAACCAAGCUGUCCCACUCCACUUGGCCUGCCAGCAAGGCCACUUCCAGGUGGUGAAGUACCUACUAGACUCCAAUGCAAAACCCAAUAAAAAGGACGUAAGUGGAAGCACACCCCUCAUUUACGCCUGUGCCAGCGGCCACCAUGAAGUUGCAGCGCUGCUGCUACAGCAUGGGGCCUCCAUCAACGCCUCUGACAACAAGGGCAACACAGCCCUGCACGAGGCUGUGCUGGAGAAGCACGUCCUGGUCGUGGAGCUGCUGCUGCUGCACGGGGCGUCGGUCCAGCUCUUGAACAAGAGGCAGUGCACCGCGAGGGACUACGCUGAGCAGAAUUCAAAAAUAAUGGAAUUACUUCAGGUAGUACCAAGCUGUGUGGCCACGUUAGAUGAAGUUGGCGAAACAGACCACAAGGAGUACGUUACCGUGAAGAUCAGGAAAAAAUGGAACUCAAAAAUGUAUAAUCUACAAGAUGAACCUUUUACAAGACAGUUUUACUUUGUCCCCUCAGUUGGUCAGUUUAAGGGAAGGACUUCAAGGGAGAUUAUGGCAAGAGAUAAAAGUGUCACUAAUAUCCCUGAAGAGUCUUUACGUGAGCCAGGAAGGCAAAGGGUUGCACAGAAGCAAAAGAACCUAUCGACCCAGAGCACCUUGCAGACUGCUGACAGAGGAGACGGUGAGCAGCCGAGGCCCGGACUGAAACAAGCCGCGCCUGGGAACAGGCGAACGCUCCGGAGACACACUGUCCGGGACGCAGCUGCUCCGAAGGCCCAGAGCAGCUCCCCACGAGGCUAGUAUUCCCCAGUCUUGAUGGUAAUAAGGAAUUACAUUUGCUAUCUGAAGUGAAUCCUUAAUGAGAAGAUGCCGACCAUGAAUACAGACAGCAUAGAACUGAAUGUACUUUCUGUUUGGCUUAAGAGAAAGCAGAAAGUUCCUGAAAGCUUUCCUGCGGCUCAAAGAAUACAACAAAGAAAAAAAUCACCAUCCCUUUCCUCUUCAGAGCUAAUGAAUGCCCUUGAAAAGGAAUAGACAAAAAUUCCAGGGGUGUCAGUUCCUUAAGACUUGGGUGUUUUGUUUUA
Molecule: messenger RNA, 3576 nt
Organism: Pipistrellus kuhlii (Kuhl's pipistrelle)
Lineage: Eukaryota; Metazoa; Chordata; Mammalia; Chiroptera; Vespertilionidae
Gene: ANKRD27
Product: ankyrin repeat domain 27
Biological process (GO): early endosome to late endosome transport; neuron projection morphogenesis
Cellular component (GO): early endosome; transport vesicle; plasma membrane
Molecular function (GO): guanyl-nucleotide exchange factor activity; SNARE binding
Source: RefSeq, a predicted model, not a curated record